Messenger RNA from Pollicipes pollicipes, 3126 nucleotides. RefSeq names its product NAD kinase. The transcript is spliced from 9 exons. Gene Ontology annotation, molecular function: NAD+ kinase activity. The record is from RefSeq and is a predicted model, not a curated record. Gene Ontology annotation, biological process: NAD+ metabolic process; NADP+ biosynthetic process. Bases 163 to 1428 code for a protein of 421 amino acids. NCBI's taxonomy places the organism in Eukaryota, Metazoa, Arthropoda, Thecostraca, Pollicipedomorpha, Pollicipedidae.
CUGAGGAAGUGCAGUGUGCAGUGCAACUUCCACCUUGUGGCUUUUGCCGUGCGCUGCAGCACAGCACAGCGUAGACUAGGGCAUUGGACAAAGCCAAGCCUCAGAGGCCCUGACAGCGGGGCCUCAGGGCUCAGGGGGCUUCUGGAGGCCGGACGCAGCGUCAUGGCGGCAGCCCCUGCGAAGCACGUGGACGCUGUACUCGACGGGGACGGCGCCGGUGUCGACGGAACGCGGGACGAACUGGACUGUGACGUGUGUGGUGAACUGAACCCCGCCCUCAGGCCCGACGGAAAGCCUCGGUUUAGGAGAACCCGCUCGCUGAACGCACCCAGCCCCAUCCAGCAGUUCGGACCAUGUGGGCGCAUCAUGAAAAACUCGGCCAUGGUCAUGACGAUCCAAGACCCGGCCAGCCAGCGGCUGACUUGGUACAAGGCGCCGAUGGCCGUGCUGGUGAUCAAGAAGGUCCGCGACCCCACCGUCCUGCCACCAUUCAUGGAGCUGGUCGACUGGCUGACCGACGAGAAGAAGAUGAUCGUGUUCGUGGAGACGUCCACGGUGGAGGACCCGCUGCUGAAGAACAACCCCGCGUGGGCCGGCGGCCUCAGCAAAGUGCAGACGUUCACAGAGGGCACGGACGACCUGACGGACAAGAUCGACUUCAUCAUCUGCCUGGGCGGCGACGGCACGCUGCUGUACGCCAGCUCGCUCUUCCAGCAAUCAGUUCCUCCCGUGAUGGCGUUUCACCUGGGAUCUCUCGGCUUCCUCACUCCCUUCAAGUUCGACAAUUUCCAGGACCAGGUUGAUUCUGUGCUUGAAGGCCACACGGCCCUGACGCUGCGCUCCCGCCUGCGCUGCAUCAUCCUGCGGAAGGACUCGGACACGCGCUCGGCGCCGCCCAUCAACCUGCUGGUGCUGAACGAGGUGGUGGUGGACCGCGGUCCGUCGCCCUAUCUGAGCAACAUCGACCUCUACCUGGACGGCAAGAAGAUCACCUCCGUGCAGGGCGACGGCCUAAUCGUCAGCACGCCGACGGGCAGCACGGCGUACGCGGUGGCGGCGGGCGCCAGCAUGAUGCACCCGAGCGUGCCGGCCAUUAUGGUGACGCCCAUCUGUCCACACUCGCUCUCAUUCAGGCCGAUCGUCGUGCCCGCCGGCGUCGAGCUCAAGAUCGCCGUCUGCCCCGACAGCAGGAACACGGCCUGGGCCUCUUUCGACGGCCGGUCCUGCAGCGAACUGCGACACGGUGACAGCCUGCGGGUGACCACCUCCGUCUUCCCCGUGCCCUCCAUCUGCGCGUCCGACCAGAUCACCGACUGGUUCGACUCGCUCGACGAGUGCCUGCGCUGGAACGACCGCAAGAAGCAGCGCCAGCUGGACACAGCUGACGUCAUCUACCCGACCGUCGACGAGAGCCCGGCUGAGAGCUAGGGCCGCCGGCUGGGCCCUGCGGCGUAGAUGGCGCCAGGCUGUCUGGUGGACCAGAGCGCCCCCUAUAACACUCCACAGCCCGAGGCACAGAGGUCGCCUCGCCGACAUUCCAAAGUACUCCGAUAUCAAAGUACUCAGAGGAGGCAGCUUCAAAUGUAUGUGCUGUAUUGACUACCCGAAGUUCGAAGAGGUUGCCAAAGCGUUUCACAGUGGCCGAUGUUCUCACCGGACACCCGGCGAGUAGAGGACCUUUCAUGGCCGCCUGGUGGGCUGAACACCGGAAGAUUAGAAAGAGCCGCUGUGUGUGCGCUCCCCAGCGUACUCAGCACACGUACAUAGUGUAUGUUUUGUAACGUAUGACCCCCGUGUGUGGCGUUCCCCUGAGGCGUUCGUCUUCACAGUUGUCCAUAUGUGAACAUCUGAGUGGUAUUGUUUGAGGGAGACUAUCGAAUAAUUCCGGCAGCAUUUGUUAUGUUCUGUGCGGUAUCUGCCACACAAAUAUUUGCAUGUGCCAGCGUUCUUAUAAUGCUCCUAGGAAAGCCGUGUAUGCGCCUGGAAAUAAUCUACAGCGCUCCGAAAAUCGUUUUAUCAACCACCCAAGUGCCUACAUUUGGCUAAAUUGUUGGGCAGGAAUAAUGCGGACGUCCUAGACUCAUUUUAAUUGUGUAGUCAUCUUAUGCGCCACCGCCAUUAGACGACAUCGUAUUUCUUAGACCGAAUUAGUCCCAUUAUCUUUACUUGGUGUUGUGACAUGAUCUAAGGGUGUGGGAUGCUUUCACUCAGAAAACCCCGGUGACUCACUUGUAUGAGUAUGUUCGCCGCAAGUAUUUAAAGUUUUCUUCAGUAUCCUCGUAUCAUUCAUGACGAGUGUCAAACGCAACAGUGUCGUUUGAGUCAAGCUGUCGUUUAAAAGCAGUAACUGUCUGGUAAUGUGAAAGGGGCUCUCCAUCUUCCCUCAAAUAGAGCCAAGGUCGCUGAAAGUCUUCGGUAGCAAUAACAUGAUGUUAAAAUACCCUCGAACAAACUGCUCGACUAUUAGGAAAAUGCAGCGGGCAUUGUCAGCCCAGUGCUAUCUAUUCUUCCUAUUAUUACCGUUCUUCCGGUAUAAACUUCACACAGUGCCUGUACACAGAGAACCUCGCAGACUCUGUCCAAGUGCCUUACAUUCGGUAGACGGCGGACGGCUAAUAACUUACCCGGGCGCCACGGGAGGAUGCCAUGUGGUGACGUGUUUGGCGCCUUGCCGUCGACGACAGCCUGUGGACCGUCCAUUACGGCAUGUAACGGAGCGCUGUAUGGCUUAUGCAGUGAUGGUGGGGCUUAAUGUGAUGGUUUUCUAACGGCUGGCAAUAUGUCGGGGAAAGCCUCGAAAUUCCUUGGAUUAUUUCGCCAUCCGUCUUUAUAAAGGCACGACGUUGCUUAAUCUCCGGAUGUGUGUCAUUUGUCAUGACACAUAUCAGGUGUCAUUUCUUUUUCUCAUAGCGUGUGUCAUUUCUGCUGUUGUGCAUACAGGUGGACGUCACAUGUCGGAGAGCUCUCUAUGGCGAUGAUGUUGGUGAAUGUGUGUCAGUAGUUGAUAAUUAGACUCACUAUGCAAGUCCAGGGCAGGAUGUACAAGCGCACACUUGGCGAGAAGCCGUGUCAGAGUUCAACAGUCGCCCGUGCCUUCUAGGCGUUUGGUCAUCCGGUCCUCCCUGU